Molecule: messenger RNA, 2857 nt
Organism: Onychostoma macrolepis
Lineage: Eukaryota; Metazoa; Chordata; Actinopteri; Cypriniformes; Cyprinidae
Product: neurogenic locus notch homolog protein 1
Exons: 7
Coding region: 1807-2688 (293 amino acids)
Biological process (GO): Notch signaling pathway
Molecular function (GO): calcium ion binding; Notch binding
Source: RefSeq, a predicted model, not a curated record
AGACAUUUAGAAAAUGUAUUUAACCCAUUUUAAUAUAAACUAACAUGAGAUGUUUUGAUGAUCAUACUUGGAUGUUUUCUGGAUGAAAUGCACUUUAAACAACUUUUAGACAUACGUGUACUAUUUGGGAAUAGUAUAGUAUCUUUAGUCAGGUAUUCCAUAUUGUUUUUAACUCUAAUUAAAAUAGGCUGUGAGGGACAGACACAGCCAAUGCCACAUAUAAAGUAAAAUGUAAAAGUUUUUUUGUAAGAAAAUAAAUUCUGUCAGUUUAAGUUCAGUUGCCAAACUAUUUGUAUAUUCAACAACAAACCAUUGAACACACUGUACAUCUAUCCCUCACAGCCUUGUCCAGCGCUACCCUGACUAAGUUUCAUGGAUGUGACACUUUCCUAUAUAUAGUUAUAGUAUAGUUAUAAUAAUGUGAUUAAGUGGGGUAUGAUUUAUGGAUGUGACGCUUUCCUAGUGGGAGAUAAGAGUGGGUGCAUUUCCUGGCAGACUGGCUUGCUCUGAAAAUCAUUACAUUUGUUCCAUUUAAUUGUGUGAGUUCAGAUAAAGCCUUUUUUGAAACAGCCUCCUCACAUUGAUCUAAACCAGAGUCAAUACAUUUUAUUUAUUGAUUUAACACUGGAACGCCAAAGGGGAAAGUUCUCAGUCCCCUCCUCUACUCCCUUUUUCUCCCUUAUUCAUCCUAGCAAUUCCUUCAAGUUUGUUGAAGAUACACCAGGACUGAUAACAGACAAAAAUGAGACAGCCUACAGGGAGGAGAUUAAGAUUUACCAUAAUAAUCUCUGCUGACCUCACCUGGUCCACAUCUCACAGAUGGGGAAGGCCAACAGGGACCAUACUUUCUUAGAAAGUUGAGUCAGUGAUAGAGAGCCCCAACUGCUAACCCGACGUGGUUCAAAAGCUGCACAGAAGAGAACAGGAUGGACCUGCAGCGGGUAGUGGCAUUUGUGGGCAAACCACAAAUGCAUGCAGUGAUCCACAAAUGAAUGCCAGGCAGAGUGGUGCGUGUGACAUAAAAAUAUAAUUGUGAAUGUUUUUCUAUUUGCAAAUCUCAUUUUAUUUGUGAAUUUAAUUCAUUUUGUUAAACACCAACUUAUUUGUGGAUCUCAUUCUAUUUGUUAGUGUUCAUCUAUUUAUUUGGAAUAAAGGAACAAUUUUAACCCCAUAUGAGAAAAUGUAGUGGAUUUAAACAGUAGGCUACUGUAGUCUCUGCCCUCUGUAUUUGGAAGAAUUUCACCAUUUUUUUCUCUACCGGCUUUCCUAGUCUUCACCCUGCUGCUGAACAAUAUUUCAAUAAAAUGUGAUGUAGAACGAGAACGCUAAUGAAAGUGUCGGUUGUUAUUAGUUUGGUUUUCGUAAGGCAACUAACUUAAAAUGCGCGUUCCCACGAUAGGUGUACUUUUCUCUGCACACCGAAGUUCAUAAGAUCUCUCGAUAUGAAUCGCAGACAAAUGUUGCGGAUUUGUCGUCGUUGUGAUCUACGUCCUCCCACACUCUUUAAGUAGGCUACAAGCAGAUUUUUAAAGUUUUAAAUCUUUCAAAACAAGACACCACACGGAUUUAUGUGGCCAAACGAGACAUUUUAAAAGACAGCUUCUCUAUCGAGAAUAAUUCGUUUUCUGACGAGCACAACCUCUCACUGGUGACUGGAUUUAACUCAAAUUAUGGGCCACUUAUCCAUUGUCUCUUCUAGCAAAUUAAUCCUCCUCGUUAUUUGCUGCUUUAAAGUAUCAUAUGCUCUGCAGUGUGUGGACCCCGUGAAGCCCUGUGUCAACAACGCUGCCUGUGUCACUUUCCAGAAUGGAACAGGCUACUGCAGGUCUUCACUGGGGAUAUGACUCUGGGGCUCAUCUCGGUGUCCUGGUCUCCGCUGACGAUCAGGGCUGUAGACAUCAUCUCUUGGUGCUGAUCCACCAUCUGAUCGGAUACGGACUGAGAAACAGAAUAGGAAAGAAACUGUUGUAUUUUUAUACCGGUUUUGGAGGAGCAAACUGUGAGGUGAACAUUGAUGAUUGUCGGAAUCACCGCUGUCAGAAUGGAGCCAUAUGCAUUGACGGAGUGAACACUUACAGCUGCCAGUGUCCACCUGAAUGGACUGGUGAGUUUUGCACUGAUGAUGUGGAUGAAUGCAGACUGCAGCCCAACGCCUGUCAGAACGGAGGCACGUGCAGAAACACACACAACGGCUACAACUGUGUGUGUGUGAACGGCUGGAGCGGCCCUGACUGCUCUGAAAACAUUGAUGACUGCGCAGCUGCGGUCUGCAUGGGCGGCUCCACUUGCAUCGACUGCGUGGCUUCCUUCGUUUGCAGCUGCCCUCCUGGCAAGACUGGUUUGCUGUGUCACAUUGAUGAUGCCUGCACCAGUAACCCUUGCAAGAUGGGAGCUCAAUGUGACACGAACCCCAUCAAUGGCAAGUUCAGCUGUAACUGCCCCUCAGGGUACAAUGGCAGCACAUGUGCCGAGGAUAUCGACGAGUGUGUCAUCGGGCCAAACCCGUGUGAGCACGGUGGUUCUUGUAAGAACACAGAGGGCUCGUUCACCUGUAACUGCGCUCCGGGUUACACUGGUCCACGCUGUGAGCAGGACAUCAACGAAUGUGGCUCCAACCCCUGCCAAAAUGACGCCACCUGCUUGGACCAGAUAGGAGAUUUCUCUUGCUUCUGUAUGGCUGGUAGUUAGACACACACACACACACACACUCACACUCACACUCACACACUCACACACUCACACACACACACACACACACACACACACACACACACACACACACACACACACACACACACACACACACACACACACACACACACACACACACACACACACACACACACACACACACACA